Molecule: messenger RNA, 1731 nt
Organism: Serendipita indica DSM 11827
Lineage: Eukaryota; Fungi; Basidiomycota; Agaricomycetes; Sebacinales; Serendipitaceae
Source: the annotation of a GenBank genome assembly
AUGCAAGGUCUGUUUCGCCCAACAUUUGUCGAUUGCUUCCAUCGAGCCACUCACGCUCCUCGCCGUUUGCGUGACCCCGUGCAGACAUUUGCAGAUGAGAGGAGUCUCAUAGUCUCCGAAGCUGCGGCGAUUCGCGCCUCUUUCCGCGCAGAAGACUCGUACACGCGGCAUAAUAACAUUGCAAAGCUGCUUUACAUCCAAAUGCUCGGAUACCCCGCCCAGUGGGGUCAGAUCGAGUGUCUCAAGCUUGUUGCUAGCCCAAGGUUUGCGGAUAAACGACUGGGAUAUCUCGGCAUCAUGCUGCUUUUGGACGAAAGUCAGGAAGUCUUGACACUAGUCACAAACUCGUUGAAGAAUGAUAUGAACCACUCCAACAUGUACGCUGUCGGGCUUGCCCUCUGCACAUUUGCAAAUAUCGCAUCGGAAGAAAUGGCACGGGAUCUGUGCAACGAAGUUGAAAAGCUCCUGGGUUCAAGCAACACCUACAUUCGAAAGAAGGCUGCUCUGUGCGCGCUCCGCGUUGUUCGAAAAGUGCCAGAAUUACAUGAUCACUUCAUUGAAAAGACCAAAGCACUGCUCAAUGAUCGAAACCACGGCGUUCUUCUUUCCGGAAUCACUCUGGCAAUCGAAAUGUGUCAACAGGCAGAGGAGUGUCUGCAAGAAUUCCGUCCAAUGCUUCCACUUCUUGUGCGACAUCUCAAGAGCCUGGUUUCCACGGGAUACAGUCCAGAGCAUGACGUUUCCGGGAUUACGGAUCCAUUCCUCCAAGUCAAGAUUAUACGAAUGCUCAGGCUACUGGGCAGAAACGAUGCCCAGGCAUCGGAGCAGAUGAACGAUAUCCUCGCUCAAGUCGCCACCAACACAGAUUCGAGCAAAAAUGUGGGCAACUCGAUUCUAUAUGAGGCAGUCCUGGCCGUCUUGGACAUUGAAGCAGACUCGGGGCUACGUGUAAUGGCAAUUAACAUCCUCGGCAAGUUCCUGAGCAAUAGAGACAACAACAUACGGUACGUCGCACUACACACUUUGAACAAGGUUGUCUCGAUGGACACCAAUGCUGUUCAACGGCAUCGCAAUAUCGUCUUGGAUUGUCUGAGGGAUGGUGACAUCUCAAUCCGUCGCCGAGCUCUGGAGCUAUCGUACGCCCUUAUCAACGAAAGUAACGUUCAAGUCAUGAUAAGAGAGCUGCUUGCUUUCUUGGAAGUGGCGGAUAACGAGUUCAAGCUCGGCAUGACCACACAAAUAUGUCUGGCCGCUGAAAGACUCGCACCAAACAAGCGAUGGCAUAUAGAUACUGUUUUGAGGGUUCUCAAGCUGGCUGGCGACUAUGUGCGUGAAGAAAUAUUAUCCGCCUUCAUACGCUUGGUCUGUCAUACACCCGAGCUGCAAUCGUACACCGUGUCAAAGUUAUACCUUGCACUCAAAGCAGACGUAUCCCAAGAGUCGCUCACACUGGGUGCAGUCUGGCUUAUUGGUGAAUUUAGCACCGUCCUGAUGGAGCAAGGUGUGCAUGAUGGUGAUCAAGUCAAGCCUGUGACUGACGUUGAGAUUAUCGACUUGCUGGAGACUGUACUCCAUACUCCCUACGCCAAUGCCGUCUCUCGGCAGUUUGUCUUGACGGCCAUCACCAAGAUUUCUAGUCGACCAAGGACAACAGAACCAACCCGCCAGAGGAUAGCAUCGAUAUUAGAGAGCUACGAGACCAGCACCGACCUCGAGAUCCAACAACGAGCG